Messenger RNA from Physella acuta, 1190 nucleotides. RefSeq lists its product as uncharacterized. Gene Ontology annotation, cellular component: mitochondrion. The record is from RefSeq and is a predicted model, not a curated record. NCBI's taxonomy places the organism in Eukaryota, Metazoa, Mollusca, Gastropoda, Physidae. Gene Ontology annotation, molecular function: zinc ion binding; protein-folding chaperone binding. Gene Ontology annotation, biological process: protein import into mitochondrial matrix; protein folding; protein stabilization.
UUUUGGACAUCGCAAUCAGAGGAUCUCAUUGAACUUAAAAAUAUGUUUGUUUUAACCGUUUGAUAAAAACAUUAGAAAAUCAUGUCUUUUUGUUUUAGCAGAAUGUCUUCUUGUUUGAGAACAUUAAAGAUACACAAGACAUGUAAACACAUUCACGCGUCGUAUUCACAUUUUACAAAGAUAAAAAGAACGCAAGACAAACUGAAACUUACAUCAGCUGUUUUUAAAAACGAAAGUGAAGAUAAAAUCAGAUUAAACAUUUGCCAUAAGCUCCACUAUCAGUUUAAACAUCACUUUAACUCAUCCAGCAAACUUCAUGAUGACAGCAUUGAUGUGUCUGAUAUAACACAACAUGAACUAAAAUCUAAAAAGUUGGGAGAUUUUGUACCUCGUCUUGCAAUCUUGUACAAGUGUAAAAUAUGUGGAACCAGAAACAACCAUACAUUUUCUAAAAAAUCUUAUGAAGAGGGAGUUGUGAUUGUGAAAUGUUCUAAAUGCCAGAGUAACCAUUUAAUUGCUGACAAUUUGGGAUGGUUUAAAGAUGUUAAUAAAAGAAAUAUUGAGGAAAUUUUGGCAGCUAAAGGUGACGAGGUGACUAGAUUAAAAGACAUAGACAUUCCUAAAGAGGUGUUGGAGGAAUUAAAAAAGAUGCAACAAAAGGACUGAAUCUUGUUAUUCACAUGCCAAGAUACUAUUCUAUUACUAUGUUGUUAUUAUUCCUAGAAAAUAUCUGCGUGAUAAAAAUGUAGACCAGCAGUAUCAUGAGGUCAGGAUCUGGGUGCUAUAACAUAUAAGAUGUGAUGCCAUCACUUUUUUCUCCUCUUUUGUCUGGAAAGUAUAACACUGCCUAUAUUUUAAAGAAUUGCUAAAUUUACCAACAAAGAAUGUAAAAAUAAAAUAUCUCAGGAGAAGGGAGCAUGUAACAUCAUAGUUAAAAUGUUGAAUUUUUUAAGGGUGUAUGUGUGGUGUAACCUUGAGAAACAACAACUUUAUAUCCAAAUUAAAAUAUGAACAAUGGUUUCUACUUGUAUUAAUCAAAUUGUUUCGGUUCUUCAAUCUUAUUAUAUUUAUAAUGUUAUGACUAUAAUAAAUAGUUCCUUUUUAUAUCAAGAUAAUAAAAAGUGCUUAUUAUUAAUACCAGUAAAUAACUUUCAAGAUAACACUGACAUUUUAAAUUUAGCAUUUCAUUU